Molecule: messenger RNA, 920 nt
Organism: Adelges cooleyi (spruce gall adelgid)
Lineage: Eukaryota; Metazoa; Arthropoda; Insecta; Hemiptera; Adelgidae
Exons: 2
Coding region: 20-730 (236 amino acids)
Source: RefSeq, a predicted model, not a curated record
UUUGAUCCGACCGCAAACAAUGGUGAGCCCGUCGAACGCCGUUUACCUCGUGGCCGCGCUGGCCCUUUGCUGCUGUUCCUGUUCAUGUUGGUCUCCGGUGCCGGCGGACACGGCCAUCGCCGAGGGACCGAGUUUGGCUGACAUAUCGCGGAUCAUCGAGUCCCAUGACUUGUCCAAUAUAUUCGGCUACGGAAACGCCGUCGACGGCGGCAACGCGUUCGAAGGUCGCGGCAAGAAGCCCAAACCGGGUCACAUGAUGAUGAUGAUGGGUGGCACGGCGGCCAUGAGCAUGAUGGUAAUGAAAGCCAGCGCCGCCAUCAAGCUGUUCAUCAUCCACUCGUUUCUGGCCACCAAACUGGGCUUGAUCAUAUUCGCGUACUUGCUGUUGUGCAAGCUGAUGGAGAUGAAGCAACCGCCUCCCAAGAAGAUGAUCAAGUGGUCCCCGCCGCCGCCCUCGCACGACGAACACCCCAUGCCCAUGAUGCAUCACCCGGUCCAAGAGCCGUCGUACGAACCGCACCAAGAACAACAACCGCCGCAGCCGGCCGACCAGUACGGUCCUCCCCAACAGUUCAUGCCGUCCAGUAUGGGUGACUACGGUGGCGGCGGCGGCGGCGGCGGCGGUGGUGGAGACAUGCAAGGCCAUUACUCGCACAUCAGCCCGGUAACGUACAGGCCCAUGAUCAACCGGAAUCCGCCGGACAACAAGGCCGUGGGCCGGCGCAAAUGAACGACAAACCGAAAUGACGCAACUUAACUCGUUACUUUCCGCUCAAAGGCCUGACGCCGAGGUAAGAUUCUCUACACGCUGAUGAACUCGAGAAACGGUCUAAAAACGUCCAUCACGUUAGGUUAGGUUAUUCAUUAUUUAUUAUUUAUUUAAAUUUAACUCGGGACUGCGCGACUUGUAAAAAACUAUG